This is a messenger RNA of Plasmodium knowlesi strain H, 1800 nucleotides long. Its product is annotated as phosphoenolpyruvate carboxykinase, putative. Bases 1 to 1800 code for a protein of 599 amino acids. The transcript has a single exon. The record is from RefSeq and is a predicted model, not a curated record. Gene Ontology annotation, molecular function: phosphoenolpyruvate carboxykinase (ATP) activity; ATP binding. Gene Ontology annotation, cellular component: cytosol. NCBI's taxonomy places the organism in Eukaryota, Apicomplexa, Aconoidasida, Haemosporida, Plasmodiidae. Gene Ontology annotation, biological process: gluconeogenesis.
AUGAUUGAUAACAUGGUAUCAACGACUGUGGAAAGAACACUGAGGAAGUCGAUAGACAAGUCAUCAGAUUACGAUUUGGCAGAAAAAAUGGAGGACAUGAAGAAGGUAAUAAUUGAGGAGGUACGGAGAAAUCUGGUGUACAGUAAACCGGUGGGACCCAUAAUGAGUUCGAAGGAUAUCCUAACCUUGAGUCAAGAACAGGAAAGUAAAUUUAAUGAAGAGGUUCAUGAGUUGGGAUUGCAUGUAAAUAGAAUCCACCACAAUUCAACUCCAGCUUUCCUCUACGAAAUGGCAUUGAAAUAUGAAUCCAAUUCGUUUAUAACAAGCACAGGAGCUCUGUGUUGCAUUUCUGGAGAAAAAACAGGGAGGUCUCCAUCUGACAAAAGAAUUGUGAAGGAAAGUACUUCGGAGGAUAACAUUUGGUGGGGAAAUGUAAACAUUCCAUUGAAGGAAAAAUCCUACGAAAUAAAUAAAGGGAGAGCGAUAGAUUACCUAAACUUACAGCCAAACUUAUAUGUAAUAGAUGCUUAUGCAGGCUGGGAUGAAAAAUGUAGAAUAAAAAUUAGAGUUAUCACCUCCAGAGCAUACCAUGCACUUUACAUGCUAAAUAUGCUUAUACCUCCAAAAAAUGUAGAAGAAAUACAGAAUUUUAUUCCAGAUUUUAUUAUAUACAAUGCUGGAGAUUUCCCUUCGAAUAGAUUAACUGACGGAAUGUCUAGCCAAACAUCUGUCAUCUUAAAUUUCGGUGCAAUGAAUAUGAUUAUAUUAGGAACACAAUAUGCUGGUGAAAUGAAAAAAGGUAUUCUAACCCUAUUUAUGUAUAAAAUGCCUUUGGAAGGGAAAUUACCUUUACACUCCUCAUGCAACAUUGGGAAGGAUAACGACGUUACUUUAUUCUUUGGGUUGUCAGGCACGGGAAAGACAACCCUAUCUGCAGAUGCCAAUAGAUAUCUCUUAGGAGAUGAUGAACAUGUAUGGACAGACGAUGGAAUAUUCAACAUAGAAGGUGGGUGUUAUGCAAAAUGUAAAGGACUUUCAAAGAAACAAGAACCCGAAAUAUAUAAAGCCAUCAAAUUUGGUGCUAUUCUAGAAAAUGUUGUUAUGGAUCCGGUAACAAGAGAAGUCGAUUAUAAUAAUUGUACAAUAACGGAAAAUACUCGAUGUGCUUAUCCACUUUCCUACAUUGAAAAUGCAAAGAUUCCAGCCUAUAUUAAUGCACAUCCUCAGAAUAUUAUUCUCCUCACUUGUGAUGCUUUUGGAGUUAUCCCUCCACUUUCCAAAUUGGAUGUAUACCAAAUGAUGUACCAUUUCGUUAGUGGAUAUACAAGCAAAAUGGCUGGUACAGAAAGCGAUGUUUUGAAACCAACCGCUACCUUCUCCUCAUGUUAUGCCGCCCCUUUCUUGGUACACCACCCCAUGGUUUACGCUAAAAUGUUAGCGGAGAAAUAUCAGAAACAUAAGGCUAAUGUCUGGCUCUUAAAUACUGGAUGGAUUUAUGGCUCUUACGGUUCCAAUAAUGGACAGCGCAUUCCCUUAAAGUACACGCGCAUGUUGGUAGACUACAUACACGAGAAUAAGCUUAAUGAUGUUGAGUAUAAGAAGACACCCAUUUUUAAUUUCAAUAUUCCUGUCCACGUGGAUGGCAUUCCACAGGAAGUUCUUGAUCCCCUCGUUGGAUGGAAGGAUAAGGAGGAUUACAUGAAAAACCUUAAGAACUUGGCUACGGAGUUUAUCAGCAAUUUUAAGUUAUUCACAGACAAGGCGGGCCCGGACAUCCUUUCCGGAGGACCAACUCUCUAG